This is a messenger RNA of Batrachochytrium dendrobatidis JAM81, 3045 nucleotides long. RefSeq lists its product as uncharacterized. Gene Ontology annotation, molecular function: ATP binding; copper ion binding; ATP hydrolysis activity. The coding region runs from base 1 to 3045 and encodes 1014 amino acids. The record is from RefSeq and is a predicted model, not a curated record. NCBI's taxonomy places the organism in Eukaryota, Fungi, Chytridiomycota, Chytridiomycetes, Rhizophydiales. The transcript is spliced from 4 exons. Gene Ontology annotation, cellular component: membrane. Gene Ontology annotation, biological process: copper ion homeostasis; monoatomic cation transport.
AUGCAGGGAUUGACCUGCUCGUCGUGUGUGCGAAAUGUUUACGAUAUAUUGGUCAAAACUCCUGGCGUGUUUAAAGCUUUGGUCACUUUACGACCUUGUGUUGCAACAGUACAUCAUCACUAUGCGCAGGUAUUCUCUGGUACUCUAAUUCAGCGCAUUGAAAGUCUUGGUUAUCAAGUUAUCGAUUCUCAUACAAUCCCUGUCAACUCAAUACGCGAUGAUCAUACCACCAGUGAUUCGGUGCUGCCUGUUGCUUCUCCGAUUUUAAAACGACUGACAUUGACUGUUUCUGGAAUGACUUGUGCAUCCUGUGUCAAUUCUAUCCAAAACAUGAUCCAAACUGUAACGGGUGUUGUUUCCGAGUCGGUUGUUGUUACGUUAUUUCCUCAACAGGUUGUUUUGGUUCAUGAUCCAAAUAAGAUUGGAAUGGAGCAGAUUGCGCAGGUGAUUGAAGAGGCAGGUUUUGAUGUUAUCGAGAAAACAUCACUGCCAUAUGUUGCAGCUGGAGAGCUUGCAAGCUCUUCAUCUAUUGCUCGAACAUUAGUCAAGGUGGAGGGAAUGACAUGUUCAUCGUGUGUUGCUUCGAUUGAAACGGCUCUUUCAAAUCAGCCUGGUGUGCACUCAUCUACAGUCAAUCUGAUCACAAAACAGGCCAUUAUUGAACACGAUGCCUCGGUUAUUGGAGUACGCGAUCUCAUCAGUUUUGUCAACGACAUUGGAUUCGAUGCAGAGUUGUAUUCGAGCCAAAACAAUACUUCACAUUCUGGCGGAAUAGCCACCUCUGAAGACAGAGAGUUGAAGCAGUAUUUUUACGAGACAACCAUUGCAUCGAUAUUUACUCUUCCAGCAUUUUUUGUAUCCAUGGUUGUAAUGAUGGUAUUUCCUCAUGAUCAUCCAGUAAGCAUGUUUUUCAUGCAGCAUCUUAUUCCCGGCGUCACUGUUGAGGAUUUUGUCAUGUUGAUGCUGGCCACACCUGUUCAGUUUAUACUGGGGUAUCGCUUUUAUAGAGGUGCAUACAAAUCCGUGGUUAAACUCGGUACUGCCAACAUGGAUGUUUUGGUUGCACUUGGAACCAGUGCUGCCUACUUUUUUUCUGUCUAUGCAAUGAUGCUUAAUGCAAUGGCCAAGCGACAUAACUUGGAUCAGUUUUUUGAAACUUCUAUUUUUCUGAUUUUUUUUAUUCUUUUGGGGAAAUACAUGGAGACGUUGGCAAAAGGCAGAACUUCAGAGGCUAUUUCACAGCUUAUGUCGCUUACUCCCGACACGGUCAUUUUAGUACACUUGGAUGAAGUCAAUCCCAACAGUAUUAUUAGUGAGUCGGAGAUUGAUCUUGGUCUUGCCCAGGUUGGUGAUGUGUUGAAAGUUGUCGCUGGUGGUCGGUUUCCAUGUGAUGGUAUCAUUGUUUGUGGAACAUCGUUUAUUGAUGAAAGCAUGCUCACGGGUGAGCCUGUUGCUGUUUCAAAGACAGUUGGUGAUGAGGUACUCGGUGGUACAGUGAACAAAUCGGCAAUGAUACUUAUGAAAGUAGUAAAAGUAGGCACAGAUACCGCUCUAGCGCGGAUUGUCAAGCUUGUAGAGGACGCACAAUCAUGUAAAGCUCCUAUUCAAGCAUUUGCGGAUCGUAUCUCGGCGAUAUUUGUUCCAGGUGUUUUGAUUGUUGCGAUGAUAACGCUAUUAGUUUGGUCAACUGCUGUUUUGUCUGGAGCUGUACCUAAAACUUGGAUACCACCGUCGCGAUCACCUAUGCUUUUUGCUGUCGAGUUUGCAAUUUCUGUUCUAGUUAUAGCGUGUCCUUGUGCAUUGGGUCUGGCUACGCCCACUGCGGUAAUGGUUGGUACUGGUGUUGCAGCGAAAUUUGGUAUAUUAGUCAAAGGAGGUGGUGCAGCACUUGAGAUGGCACACAAGGUUACUGCUAUUGCAUUUGAUAAAACAGGAACUUUGACAUAUGGACACCCAACAGUUACAGAUGUCAAGACCACUGCAGCUCUUGAUGGGUUUCGGCAUGUUUUGCCAACAGACAAUGACUUUUGGUCGAUGCUGUUUACUAUGGAAUCUGCAUCUGACCAUCCACUUGCCAAUGCUGUGUGUGCAUUUAUUAAAUCCGAUCAUGCAGACACAAUCAAUGAAGCCAAUCGACAUCCAGGAUAUGUGGUUGCAGAUAUAGCGGAAGUUGCAGGUCGCGGUCUUUCUGCACUACUGAAACCAACGGAUCCAAGCGAGCAAACAUUUCGCAUUGUUGUAGGAAACGAAAGAUGGAUGCGAGAACAUACUUGCUAUGAUAACCCAGAGCAGAUAUCCGAAGUGACGUACAGAUGGCAGCAACUUGGAAAAUCGAUUGUCAUGAUUGGAGCCGCACCCGAACCAUCGGGAGAAACACCACUAUCGGUUGUCAAUGCACCAUCAAUGCAGAUGCGAGGAAGAUUGUUGGCUGUGCUAGCCAUAGCAGAUCCAGUAAGAUUCGAAUCAGCAAGUGUGAUUGUUGCAUUGGAGAAACGGGGGAUCGAAGUCUGGAUGGUAACAGGGGACAACGAUACCACAGCAAGAGCAAUUGGUGCACAACUUGGAAUCAGUCCAAAUCGUAUAAUGAGUCAUGUGUUACCGGGAGAAAAGGCUGAGAAAAUCAAACAUCUUCAAGCAAUGCAAGUUCGAGAUGGACGCGGAGGAAAGGUAGCCAUGGCAGGCGAUGGGAUCAAUGAUUCGGUAGCACUAGCUCAGGCGGAUGUUGGAAUUGCGAUUGGAGCAGGUUCUGACAUUGCUAUAGAAGCAGCACAAGUUGUGCUUGUGAAAUCCGAUCUACGCGAUGUGUUGAUUCUAAUUGAUAUUUCUCGUAAAACAUUCAACCGAAUCCGACUCAACUUUGCAUGGGCUUUAGGGUAUAACUUGAUGGGUGUACCAAUAGCUGCUGGAAUACUAUAUCCAUUCAUGCAUGUUGCACUUGCGCCAUGGGUAGCAGGAUUAGCUAUGGCACUAAGCUCAGUAUCGGUGGUUGUGAGUUCAUUGAUGCUCAAGAAUUUCAAGCCUGACAAUAUAGCUACACAAAAUUGA